Messenger RNA from Argentina anserina (silverweed cinquefoil), 1377 nucleotides. RefSeq names its product RING-H2 finger protein ATL51. The transcript has 2 exons. Gene Ontology annotation, molecular function: transferase activity. Bases 176 to 1195 code for a protein of 339 amino acids. Gene Ontology annotation, biological process: protein ubiquitination. Lineage: Eukaryota; Viridiplantae; Streptophyta; Magnoliopsida; Rosales; Rosaceae. The record is from RefSeq and is a predicted model, not a curated record.
CUUCCCUGGCUUUGCUUCCCUUUGCAUCUAAGCCCCUCGUUUUGCUCUUCUUUUCCUUUAACACUUUCUCAUCUCCUCUCUCUUUCAGUUCCUUCUCUGAGAAAUAUGUUAUCACCUUAAAUCAAGCUUAGCUAAGUGAACCAAACCAGAGUUGUUUAGGUUUUGUUUUGGUCAUAUGGGCUCUGCAAGCAAUGAUAACCAAUAUCAAUGGCCACCAUAUGAGUCUUUCAAAGACUGUUCUCAAAGAGUUUGCAGCAUCUACUGCCCACAAUGGUGUUACAUGAUCUUUAGUCCUCCACCACCUUUUGAGUUCGGCGAAAGCUCCGAGGAGAGCUCCGGUAUAAACUUCUCUCCUCUUAUUAUAGCCCUAAUUGGCAUUGUUGCUAGUGUGUUUAUUCUUGUCACGUACUACACCAUCAUCUCCAAGUAUUGCCGGCGACGUGCCGGUGGUUCUGCUAGGGAUAUUGACAGGGAAGCGAAUCCGAACACCGGUAGUGAGCCGUGGCAGGGUGCUAAUACUGGUAUGGAGGAGUCACUGAUCAAGUCCAUCACUGUUCACAAGUAUAAAAAGAAUGAUGGGGUGGUAGAAGGUACAGACUGUUCUGUUUGUUUGAGUGAGUUUCAAGAAAAUGAGAGCUUAAGGCUAUUGCCAAAGUGUAGCCAUGCUUUUCAUGUUCCUUGUAUCGAUGCUUGGCUCAAGUCUCACUCUAGUUGUCCGCUUUGUCGAUCCAAUAUUGCUGCUCCUGCUAUUGCCUUGUUGCCUCCUGGUCAUCAUAUUCAACAGCAAGUUUUGCCUUCUGUUGAAGAAAACGCACGGCAGGAACGGAUCAAUCAAUACCAGCAUUCUAGCAGUGGAAGUGUCUUGGUAGUUCAAGAUAGGGAAGAACAGAGUUUUCAGGUUCAAAAUCAUGAGAUCCAUGGAUUAAGGAGAUCAAUUUCUUUGAUUGAGGUGUUAAAUCUACAUGAUGAUGAUGACGACGACGACUUGGAAAAUCAGAUGCAGCAUUUCCAAUUUCCUAUGCAGAAUCUCGAGUUUUCUAUGGAAACAGGGUCCUCAAAAGGAGCAGUGGAUCCGGAACAGAACUCAAAAUUCAACAAUAUUAGAAGUGGGGUUGUAAGCUUGGUAAAGGGUCCUCUUGGGCUGAAGAGAUCUAGUUCAACAGGGAUUUUUGGGUUUACAAAUUAUGCAAAUUAAAGGAAAAGAAUUAUGUUAUUCCUAACUGAUCAAAACCAUUGUUAUUUCUGUUUCAAUGUCCAUAUUUAUGUAUACAAAGAGAGAGACCCUGCAGGAUGCUGCUCUGAACUACUUGACUAUGAAGUAUAAAGUAUGAACUCCAAGCUUUGUGGUCUACUUGAAAAGGCUUCCUUAGACACUGU